Haliotis rubra (blacklip abalone) is the source of this 2579-nucleotide messenger RNA. Its product is annotated as tripartite motif-containing protein 3-like. The record is from RefSeq and is a predicted model, not a curated record. Gene Ontology annotation, cellular component: nucleoplasm; chromatin. Gene Ontology annotation, molecular function: protein binding; zinc ion binding; ubiquitin-protein transferase activity. The transcript is spliced from 3 exons. Gene Ontology annotation, biological process: positive regulation of DNA-templated transcription. Lineage: Eukaryota; Metazoa; Mollusca; Gastropoda; Lepetellida; Haliotidae. Bases 68 to 2062 code for a protein of 664 amino acids.
UGUAAGAAAUCAGCAUUACCUGUGUCGUGCUGUACCUGGCCUGGGUGAGAAACGGUGUGGAUACAAGAUGAUUGCCGUUAGAAAGCUAGAAAGUCUAAAUGAGAAAUUCUUGACCUGCCCAAUAUGUACAGAGGGAUACAAAGACCCCUGCACUUUGACCUGUGGCCACACCUUCUGUAAGGUCUGUCUGGGGAAGUUCCUGAAGACCAGACAAGAUGCCAUCAGUGCCAAGUCCAUCCCGUGUCCCCAUUGUCGACAGCUGACCCGAGUUCCUCAUUCUGACAGACCAGUGGAGGAGUGGGUGAGACAGAUCAAGCCCAGCUUUCUCAUCCAGGGACUACUGGACACUCUGUCGAGCGUCGACGAUUCUGUGCAUAGUACAGAGAAUAAUUGCCAACCCUGCCAUGAUGUUGGUGAGGGAGCUCCGGCCACGUCGUUCUGUCAACACUGUGAUGUCCAGCUCUGUGAGAGAUGUGUGAAGAUGCAUGCUUCCCUUCCUGCUACAUCAAACCACGUGAUUGCUGACCUUGGUGGAGCAGUUAAGGCCACACGGCGACAAAGACCAAGGUGCAAGGAACACAAUGAAGACUUGGAAUUCUGCUGUCGGGACUGUAAUGUGGCAAUAUGUACCAGGUGUUGCAUCCUAUACCACAGGAAGUGCGACUCUGUACUCACUCUUCAGUCCAUGAUGGCGGAGAUGCGAAAUGUUCUAAACCUCAAUAUGGAGUUGAUCACACAACGCUUUGAGGAUGCGAGCAGAUCACUUCUACAACACAGAUCACAGAUUGAAGAGAUCAGCCGCAACAGAGACACAGCUGAGUCACAGAUCAAGCAGGUCUCACAGAAAGUCAUAUCUGUGAUCAAACAGAAGGAGACACAGCUGCUGGAUGAGCUAGUUGAGAUGACAGAGAAGCAGUGUGGACAACUGAAGGGGCAGAUGAAGUCAGGAGAAAUAGACAUGCAGAUGUAUCAACAACACAUAGAGUACCUCAGCCAGGUGCUGAAGUCUGGGAGUGAGACUGACAUGUUUGAGAUGUACCGGAUGUGUCAGUCAGGGGCUCUCAAUGAAUCAACAGACAGGGCUGGUUUGUCAGACAGUGUAGGUGAUUCACAAGUUCUGUUUCUUUGUGAACUAGACGAGGGGAAAUUACACGAUGCCGUACACCUGGGUCGAAUACAGCAGAACCUAGGUGAACCUGUCGUGGAUGUGCGGCUUGAUAGAAUACAGAGUAGCACAUUUGAUGUACAUAGCAGACCGGUGGUCCACCAGACCGUCGACAUCAGGAUUGAUGGAGACGUGAAGAAGCCGGAUCCAGCUGACGUCACUGUCCUGGUUGUGGACGGUGUAGAGACACUGGUGGUCACGGACCACGCCAAUAGCUGUCUGAAAUCCUUCUACGCGAACAAGGGCAAAUCACAAAGCAGCAAACUCAAUCUUCCAAGUGAUCCACGCACUGUGACGAGGCUGGGGGAUAAUCGGGUGCUGGUGUCCUUCUCCACACACAACGAGAUAGCAGUAGUACGGGUGACCCCUGACCUUGUACUACUGUCACGUGUCUCAACAAAGAAGAAGUACAGAUGCCUGACAGCUUUGAGUUCCUCGAAACUAGCAGCAGGUUGCGGGGAUCCUCCCUGUGUUGAUAUCCUGGACACAUCGGGGGCAGUGUUGAAAUCACAUAGUAUACUGAACAGAGGAAAGACCAUAAACCCAUGGUUCCUCAGUGCUACAACCGACGGCAACAUCCUGGUGUCCGAUGUUGGGUCCCACUCUGUGUACUGUAUCACACCACAUGGAGAUGUUGUGUUCACCUCUACCGGAGGAGGGAGUCUCAGAGAACCACGAGGUAUCGCCACUACCAGCACAGGACACAUCCUGGUGGCGGACUCGGGGACACGGAUGGUGAUACUACUGACAGCAACAGGGAAGUUUGUCAGAAACCUGCUGACGUCACAGUCUGAAAUACUUCACCCGUACGGCUUGUUCCUUUGUGGCCAUAAGCUGUUUGUGAUGGAAUACAACAGAGAUGCUGUGAAGGUAUUCACGGGCAGUACACCUCAGUGAGACGCAUCCCUGAGGCACACCCAGGCAACAAACCAAGCCUCGGGAACGGCCUGUUUCUAUAAGAAUGACACUACAUGUGAUUGUGUGUGAUUGUGUGUGAUUGUGUGUGAUUGUGAUUGUACGUAUAACUUCUGACUUGUGCUUGUCAGACUAUGGUCCUGUAAAUGGUCAUGCAAAAGUCAUAUUCUUGUAGUUUCUUCACCAUAAUUCACUCAUGUGCGUUUUUGUUUGUGAAUGUUGACAUGUAAUUGAAUUUAUAAUUAAAUCUUUAUUGACCUGUAGUUGAUGCAGAAACAUUCAAAUGUACACAUAAGACCUUGGAGAACGGGAAGGUCUUGUGCAUUAAUGGUAAAGAAUGUCCAGUAACAUAUAUGUAUUCCAACGAAUGUUUUCAUGGUGUAGCUCCCACCAGCGUCAUGUUGAGCGGAAUAUAACUUUCUUCUUGGAGGUCUUUCUUUUUGAACAUUGAUGUGACAAAUACAUCACUUUGUAUUGUACAGGCAUGUACGUACGUUCU